Molecule: messenger RNA, 5920 nt
Organism: Xyrichtys novacula (pearly razorfish)
Lineage: Eukaryota; Metazoa; Chordata; Actinopteri; Labriformes; Labridae
Source: the annotation of a GenBank genome assembly
GCUUUCUUCUGACGUAAUUUUCCCGCGACUUUUAAUUUGAUACACGGAGCAGCUGACGAGCAGAGCGUUUUCUGACAGGGUGUUUCUGAGUCCCUUCUUAAAAAUGCUCAAAAAGAAGUCGAGCGGCUCUGAAAAGAAAAGGAAACACUCGCAGAGUGAGGAUCGACAUGACAAUACGAAACGCAGAAGCGCGGAAUCAAACCUGGAGGUAAGAAACCGAAGCAGCGCAUGCGCGUUUAUUUGUACCUCCACAGUCAUGAAAGGGUUUAUCAGGACUUUUACAAAAUAUAAAUGAUUUCAGCAUCAAACAAUGCGCUUAUAUAUGAAAGUGAACAUCUAGAUUAAACGUGAACAAAUAAAUACAGUAAACGCAAAAUAGGUGAUUCAAUUCUUAUGUAAAAUGACUAGGAAUGAGCAAUUUUGACUUUAUGUAGGAAAGUCUGGAGGGAUAAAAAUAUUCUAUGAUACUUCCUCGUCUUAUUUGUGGUCAAGUUUUCAGAGUAUGACCCUAGAACUUUGUCAGUCCAGGUAUGGAGUAUUAUAUCGGAGAGAAACAACAAGAGAUUCUCUCUUUUAAUACAAAGAGUGUUUCACAUGGUUUAUGUUGCACUUUUGGAGAAAAAACAGGUACCAACAGGCUAUAAUGGUGACUAAGACUGUUAAGAUGUCUAAAAAGCAUCACAACACCAGAGGGAAUUGUAUCAAAUUCAGAGUAUAUAUUCAGUCGGUGGAAUAGGGAUUGUAAAGUUGCCCAAACAUCAUACUAUGUGUGAACCACUUUUCAUUGAGCAGUGAUUUAUGCCUGUGUAGUGUGUCUAUAUUGUUUCAAAUGUAACUGAAAAAAAGAAGCAUUUGUUUUCUGAAAAAACUGAUCAUUUAAAAAAAAAAAAAAUUCAACAUUAUAGCAGCAAAGUAAAAUAAAUAUAAGGCAGAAUUAGGACUGGGCGAUAAAAUGAUAACAAUAUGGAAAAUUAUUUUCCCUCAACAUCAGUAUAAAACAUGGUCAAUAUCCUUUUUGAUAGUCGGCAUUCUGCCAUGUUUUGGUAGACUAUAGGAAUAGCCAAUGAAAAGGGGAGUUGCUCUGGGUCCGCUUCGCGCUGAAUCAAUUAUACGCUGAAUUAGAACCAAGCAGAUGAUGGCUCACCAGAUGACGACAUCGUUGACAACACUGGCACGAAAACGUAAUGUGCGCUGCAAAUUAUGUCGAGUACAUGUUCUCGCAAAGUUGAGGAAUACCCUAAAUCUUUUUCACCACCUAAAGCAGUGCCACACAAAGAGCACGCAGAAUGCAAAAGGUUACAAACCCCAAGCAGAGCAAGGAGCUCAUGGCACCAGUGCAGCCAAAACAGCCGACCAUUCAGUCCGCUGUCUCUAGCGCAACGCUUUACAACAAGACCUCACAGAUGCAGUAUCUCAUUGUAUUGCUAAAGACAUGCUACCAAUAAACACUGUUAAAUUUAAUUUUUUAUACCGUGAUGUAUAUCAAUAUCGAUUGAUAUGAAAAAAAUAUAUAUUGUGAUAAACUUUUUCCAUAUUGCCCAGCCCUAGGCAGAAUUGACGUUGUUUAAUCAAGUUUAUUUUUGAAGUAUUAUCAAGGUGUUGUUGUUGAGUCAGCAAAAUACUGCAUAGGUGGAUUCGCAUUGAAUGCUGCAUGUUGGAGUUGUGUAUUCGUGCUACAGCGGUUCUUCUCUUUUGAUUGUGACUGUCAAGAUUAAAGUAUUUUAACUCUGCACACAGCUCUUUUACUGUCCGUAUGAAAAACACUACAAGCUUGCUCUUUUUAAGUUGAUUAGAGAAAGGGGUGUGGAUCGUUCUUGUUAGUGUUAGUGGCCUUACUGUAAUUUGUGUCUUGGCAGUACAUCUUUGAGGAGAUAGUUGGAUGCAGGCAGUUUUUUUCUGGCUCUGUACACUUUUAAUCAACUGAAAUGCAAGUUCCUGUUAAAAUCCAUAUUAAAUACAGGAUAUGUAGUAUUUAUUUCAAAAGAAAGUUAUGGCAAAGACAGAUUUAAGAAAGAAGUUCUUAUCGAAGAGGAAUUACUUUCUUCAUAAGCAGAUUAAGUAUUCGACAUUAGACCCUGAACUGGCAGUGUUGGGUUGCAAAUAUUUGUAUUCCUAUAAAUCACCUUUUAUGCCAAUGGUAAUACUUUAAAAGUCAGAGUUGCUAUAUUUCAUAGGAUAUAUAAACUGCAGCAAUCUGUCGUUAUCAUCCUUUUUGUCGAGCAAUUGUGAUUUAGACCUUCAGAAGAACUGUUCCUCAGUAGUGUCUUCAUUUCCUACAGCAGGACUCCAAGGAUGAGCUGGCUGAUCCAGAGCUGGACCGGAUUGGCAGCGACAUAGAAGACGGGGGACUAGACCUCACUUUGCCGUUCAAACCCAUCACCGCUUACAUCGGCGACAAGAAGGAGAUGCUGGAGCAGUGUUUCCGUGUGCUGGGGGACAAGAAGCUUUGCAAGAUGCUACCUGAUGAACUUAAGGUGCGUGUGUGUGUGUGUGUGUGUUCUCAUGUGAACAAUAUCAACAUGUCAAAAGGCUUUAGUGUGAAAUGUUUUCACCUCAAACCAGUCUGUUAAAAUAAUGCUCAAAGUCUAACUGAGCAGUUGAAGCUCUGGACCUCCACAAAUGUCACUUUUUAAGAUGUGCGCUCAUAAAAUACUUACAGUAAUUUCCCGUUUGCUGUUGUGCUGUAUUUUGAACGACUAUAAGCAGAUUGAAGAAGCAAAUAUAUAAGCAGCAACACGUUGAAUGUAGUGAUCAUGUCAUGAGCAGGUUUGUUCCAUCUUUCUACUCCCCACAUUCUUGGUUAUUGGGGCGCACAGAAGAUAUCACAUUGUUUCACUUUAUGUUGUUUGAAUUUAAAGGGAUAUUCCGGCGUACAAUUAAUUAAGGGUCAAACACACUAUAACACUGAGUUACACACCCCUUUGAGAGAUGAAUGUUGCCAACCGCUUGCUUCUUUAGUUAAACCAACUUUAGUAACGACCACAGGAUAGCAAUACACAGCGGUCUGAGGAGCCACAUAAACCUCAACCAAAACGCCACUCUAUAGCCACAAAUAAUGCUCAGAACAACACCUAACUUCAUCAACAGUACAUAUAGGGUCCUGGCCAUAGCACUAGCCACCAAACAUCUUUUUAACUUUGCCUGAUUUCUUUAGGAAAGAGAGUAAACACAACUCACCUCCUCUCUUCCAGCAGUCACUUGUUUGUAGCGAGACCUCAGACCAGCCCAUUACAGACUACAGCGGAGUGACGCAGCUCAAGGAAGAACAGAGAAAAGUGUCACUCCGCUGUAGUCUGUGAUGGUCUCGCGCGAGGUCUCGCUACAAACAAGUGUCUGCUGGAAGAGAGAAGGUGAGUUGUGUUUACUCUCUUUCCCACUCGGAGGGGUGCUCGCCCGGGGAGUAAUUUGGUCUAGAACCGCCACUGGCUCCUCAGACCGCUGUGUAUUGCUAUCAUGCGGUUGUUACUAAAGUUGGUAUAACUAGAGAAGCAAGCAGUCAGCAACAUUCAUCUCUUGAGGGGGUGUCUAACUCGGUGUUAUGGUGUGUUUGACCAUAACCUAAUUUUACGCCGGAAUAUCCCUUUAAUGUCAUCCAUGCUGCACUUUCUGGAUCAUUCUUAAGACAUCUUUUAAAUAGAUAGAAGAUAGCUUUUGCCGCCACGAAACACUGGGUGCUUUGCUGCUCAUCUAUAGCUGUAAAUAAGCUAUGGAUCCGUAUAGUCAAAAAUGAAAGCAAGGUUUAAGGAUGUCAGCUGUAGAAAGUUGUCAUUUUCAAUUGAAGACAAAUAGAGAAAUCUUGCUGUAUCGCUGUGUUAUCAAAGACCCGAUUUAAACACAUUAUCAUUCACAGGACUGCAGUUCAGAGGAAAUCAAAAAGCUGUGCUGGGAGCAACUGGAGCCCAUCUCUGACAAGAAUCUUCUCCAGAUCUUAGCAGGUAAGACUUUUAACCCUGAUACUUACUUCAACUCUCUUCAGCAUCUUUGUAAAGGGCAAAUCAAAUCAGAUUUUUUUAAACUUUCUUUGUUUUUAGGGGAAGAAGUGACGUCUGGGGAUGGUAACAGGAACACAGAGGAGACCGCAGACAGCCAGUGAGUAAAAGUUUGAAAUCUAAGAGUAAAAGUCAAGUGAGUUUUUAGUCUUUUCUACAUGGAAUUAUGUGUUUUUCAAAUUUUACUCUCAUCAAGGCAGGACAAUAAUGUGGACUCUACGUCUUGCCUCAAAGAAACAACAAAAACUGAAGACCCAAAGCAAGGUAAUUAGUAUGUAAUUCACACAAAGAACAUCCCCAGGCUGCAAAUCAAAGACUUCAAAGACAAAAGGUAUAAAAAGAGUAUUUUAUGUGAAAAUGUUUCCGUGUAAUUUUCUUCUCAGAGGGGGGCGGCUCAGGAGAGGAGAGUGACGUCUUGAGCAUAAACGCAGAUGCUUACGACAGCGACAUAGAGGGACCCAAAGAUGAGCAGGCGAUAAAGGCUGUAGACGCAGGAGCGAAAGUGGCGGACAGCAGCAAGGAAGGUGCUGACCCCGCUGUAAACCCUGACCCGGCAAACCCUGAACCCCGCACAGACUCUAAACCAGAGGAAGGGAAGAAAGACAUCCAGAGCGACAUAGACAAAAGCGUGAGCGAGAUUUUAUCAUUUUCAUCCACAUCCACGAGGACGGACGCAAUCACAGAACAGACCGCAGCUCCGCAGCCGAAAGUUUCGAGUCCACCUGUUCAGAGCGGAUCCGUUUCAGGUCGCGCAGCUGCAGCGUGUCAGCCGUCGAUUCAGCAGCUGGAGCUCCUGGAGUUGGAAAUGAGAGCGAGGGCGAUUAAGGCUCUGAUGAAAGCAAGUGAUGGGAAAAAGACAAAUUUAACAAAAACUCUGUAGCGUGUUUUAUUUUUCGUUUUUUUACAUCGUGUCUUUUAUGGUUUGAUGGUUUAGGGCCUGUGUCCACUGACAGCAUUCGAAAAGGUGGUAACUCUGCACUCAACUGGUUUUAGUUCACACAUUUUAUCCCAGGGCACUCCCUCUCUUUCUCACUCAUUGGUCUGUUCAGAUUUGCUUCUAUUAAAGGUAAAUUUACAAACAAACAUAAAAAUGACUUAAAGGAAUUGUGCUGUGGCGUUACAGCAGCUCAAAUGUGGAAAUAGUCCCCUUUGUUAAAGUUGUCAACAUUAGAGGUCCCGCCCCUUUUUGAUCUUGAAGUAACAUUGACACAGGUCCCUAUUUUUUUUUAAAGAAUCAUACAUAUGGAACCUUUUUGAUUGUCUUGAAAAUCAUUCAAACCAUGUUCAGUUUUUACUCCAUAUUGGAAUAAUAAUUUUAAUUUUUUUAGUGCUUAUUAAACUCACAAGGACUUGUCUGAUUGAAUCUCAUCUCCUGUGACUCUUUUCUACACAAACUCCUCUCUUUGGUCACUAGAUGGCAGUGUUUACCUGCCACAGUCGAGCCCUGAUGAUGUUUUUAAUCUCUGCAGAAAAGAGGGUGUCAUGAUUUAUUCGCUCACAUUACAGUCAAAAUAUUAAAGAAGACGACGUACAUUUCAGUGACUGUUUAGUUAAUCUGUUUAACUGAAACGUGUGACAUUUUCGAACAUGUUGGAGCCACAUGGCGUGAGGAAAAAACAGAAGGAAAUGUUUCUUUGUAGUCUGGCUGAGUAGGAGGCAGCAGUGUUUUGCUGUCAUUCAAAGCUGGCACACCUGCUCUGUUUGUUGACUGAACACCUGUUUGACUCUGCAGGCUGAAGUUUGUCCUGCAGUCUCCAAACCGGGUUAAACCUGAAAUAUGAAAAUCAAAAUUAUAGCCAUAAAACCGCACUCUGUUUUUGCUCACUUUAACGUUUACUAAACUUGACUCUUUAUGGUGUUUUCUUGCGGGAUAAAGCUUCACUUUGUUCCGAGGCUGCUUUGUUGCUUGAAUAAACUGUACAGCUGCUCUA